CCCGGAAGCCGCGGGCCCCGGCAGCUGAGGGGGAUGGCUGGGGCUCCGCGCUGAGGCGAGGACAGGUGGGCUGCGCCCAAGCGGGAGCCAGAGUCGGAGCGGAGCCCGAGCCGGAGCUCGAGCGGAGAAAAAUAAGAUGCUGCGAGGACUAUUCAGGUUCUCAUCCUCUGAGAGCUUCACUCUGGGGAAGAUGGACAUACAUACAAUCAACUGUUGUUCAGUGUUCAAAGAAAUCAGCUCAAAGGAGAAGAUAGUUAUUCCCAACCCAAGGAACAGGGAAGGCUUCCUGGAAGCACCUGUCUGCAUCUUCCCCCACCCAUCCCACGCAGUGCCUCACCUUUGCUCUGUCCAGCUACCAUGUCCACGCAGAGACUUCGGAAUGAGGACUACCAUGACUACAGCUCCACGGAUGUGAGCCCAGAGGAAAGCCCAUCCGAAGGCCUAAACAACUUCUCUUCCCAGGGCUCCUACCAGCGGUUUGGGGAAAGCAACAGCACAACAUGGUUCCAGACUUUGAUCCACCUGUUAAAAGGCAACAUUGGCACAGGACUCCUGGGGCUGCCUCUGGCAGUGAAAAAUGCUGGCAUCUUGAUCGGUCCCCUCAGCCUGCUGGUGAUGGGCAUCAUAGCUGUGCACUGCAUGAGUAUCCUGGUGAAAUGUGCUCACCACUUCUGCCGCAGAUUGAACAAGCCCUUUGUGGACUAUGGGGAGACAGUGAUGUACGGACUGGAAUCCAGCCCCAGCUCCUGGCUCCGGAACCACGCACACUGGGGAAGGCACAUUGUGGACUUCUUCCUGAUCGUCACACAGCUGGGAUUCUGCUGUGUCUAUUUUGUCUUUCUGGCUGACAACUUUAAACAGGUGAUAGAAGCAGCCAAUGGGACCACCAACAACUGCCACAACAAUGAGACAGUGAUUCUGACGCCCACCAUGGACUCGCGACUCUACAUGCUCUCCUUCCUGCCCUUCUUGGUGCUGCUGGUUUUUGUCAGGAACCUCCGAGUCCUGUCCAUCUUCUCUCUGUUGGCCAACAUCACCAUGCUGGUUAGCCUGGUUAUGCUCUACCAGUUCAUUGUCCAGAAUAUCCCAGACCCCAGUGGCCUCCCCUUGGUGGCACCCUGGAAGACCUACCCUUUGUUUUUUGGCACGGCCAUUUUUGCAUUUGAAGGCAUUGGGAUGGUUCUGCCCCUCGAAAACAAAAUGAAGGAUCCCCAGAAAUUUCCACUCAUCCUGUAUGUGGGAAUGGCCAUCGUCACUGCCCUCUACAUCAGUCUGGGGUGUCUGGGGUACCUGCAGUUUGGAGCUAAUAUCCAAGGGAGCAUAACCCUCAACCUGCCCAAUUGCUGGCUGUACCAGUCGGUCAAGCUGCUAUACUCCGUCGGCAUCUUCUUCACCUAUGCCCUCCAGUUCUAUGUCCCAGCUGAGAUCAUCAUCCCUUUCUUUGUGUCCCGCGUUCCCGAGCAUUGGGAGCUGGUGGUAGACCUGUCCGUGCGCACCAUGCUGGUCUGCCUGACGUGCAUCUUGGCCAUCCUCAUCCCCCGCCUGGACCUGGUCAUCUCCCUGGUGGGGUCCGUGAGCAGCAGUGCCCUGGCCCUCAUCAUCCCGCCCCUCCUGGAGAUCACCACCUACUACUCGGAGGGCAUGAGCCCCCUCACCAUCGCCAAGGACGCCCUGAUCAGCAUCCUGGGCUUCGUGGGCUUUGUGGUGGGGACCUAUGAGGCCCUCUACGAGCUGAUCCAGCCAAGCAGUGCUCCCAUCUUCAUCAACUCCACCGGUGCCUUUGUAUAGCGAUCUGGGUGCAUUCCCUGCAGCUGCCCACCCCACCCCUGUGUGUUCCCUAGCACCUGGCCCCAGAACCUCAGGUAGGGGUCAGGCUCUGGGGAAAGGCAAGGUUGCUGUUGGGGAACCCCUCUACCUGACACCUUGGUACCCUGGGCCAGGUGGGGCUGAGGGCAGGGGAGGGAGUGGGUAGCAGAUAUGCAGAAGUCCCUCUUAGUGGCCGUGCCAUCCCUGUUCAUUUGUACUUAAUUUAACCCAGAACUUUUCAACUUUUUUCCCUCAUCAUGUCUCCUCCCUUACUGCCCCCCCUCCUUCUGACUCACCUCACCCAAAUUAUUCCUGUCGCACAGUUCACUUUAUUUAAAAAUCUUAGCAUCCCCCACCUCAUGUUUUCUCCUUUCCAGGCCCAGGCCUGGAUUAAAUGAGUGGGAACCCCCUCUCCUUAUAAGGCUGGGCCUAUCUCUUUCUCAGACCUCUCCCAAAUAUUUUACCUCAGUAUCCUCCUACCUAUUUAAGUCUCUAGGAGGUGUCUGGACCUACCUAGUAGUUUAAAACCAGUCCCCAAAGCUGGAGCUUUUAAUCUUUACUCUCUCUGGCAUGUGACCCUCAGCAACACCUUCUCAGAAUUCCUCGCGUGGGUCACAAUAUUGUAUUCUUAGUUGCUUUAGCUUCUGAAAGAUAUCAAGUGCUGCCUAAAUUGAAAAUAUUUAUAUUUUAUUUAAAAUUAGCUUCUGUUUUUAGACUCUUGUCUCUAGAUCUGGGGUUAUUGUGAACUAUUCCUUCCUCAGUAAACUUUUACUAGGCUUCUCCUGCUGAAAAGAAACUUGCUCCAGGAAAUGUGAGCUUAGGUCCUCAGCACUGUUGGCUGAGUACCCCAAAGGUUUUAAUCAGGAUCAUCUAAAUGUGUACCUCUGUAGGGAGGCAUGCACUUUGCCUCCCACUGACCAGCCCGAUUUCACGUUGAGAAGAUAUGAAGGACUCAGGAUACAUUUGUCAGUGCACGAGGCCGAGGAAAAGAUGGCCAAGUGGGAUGUGCUCCUGUCCACAGGAGGCUUAUUAAAUGGUCGCUUUGUGCAUUCAGACCUGUUUUUCAGCCUCAGCCCCUGAUAGGCACAGGGCCCAGUAGCGUUUUGUUGCCAGCAUAUCAGGAAGACACCCACACUUUGCCAUGGAUGAGAAGAUGAGGCCAGUGUGCGCAGAAAGUGUGAAAUUAAGUUCAUAGAAUUAAGAAGCAGCUGGUCUGACACUAUGUGUGGUGCUUGGUUGUUUACAAUCAACGAGGGCCAGGGCAGAAGCAGUGCCCCGCCCCAAGCUGCCUCCAUGACCUAGACUUCUAAAGGGAACCACUUGGUAGGGACUUAGGUAGGGACUUAGGUCCCCUGUGUUCUAAACACUAAUUGUGACCCUGCCCCUCCCCUGCAUGCUCGUAAGGGCUGUGAUCCCCCACACCCCAGCCCCAGCUUUUUCUUUCUCUUCUUUUCCAAAGCCACAUCCUCAUUGCAGUGACUCCUAACCUACUAAUAAUUUAUUAACUUAGGGAGAUGUGAUCAGUUGUGACUUGGUCUCCCUUAGGAGAAUGAUACUUUUCACCCACCCUUUCUGUGGUCACCAGCAGGUGCUUAUAUGACUGAGGCUCUAGCUGGAUGUGGCAGCGGUCCUGCUCUGUGAAGCCUCAGGCCAAGAAGUCACCAAAGUGGGUUCAAGGAUUGUCCUCUUCUGUGUGCAAGCUCCAGGCUCCAGCCAUCUUUCCACGGCAGUCCUGAGAGUUGUUUGCAGUAAGAAGGCGUGUGCCAGUAGAAGGAUCAGAUGUGUGUCCUGCCCACAGCUUCUGUGCUGGAAGCUUCUGUGACUCGGGGAGCUGCUAGAGGUUGUUUCUUGUCCAGGUGGGAAUUAAGACGACCUGAGGACCGGGCAGUACAAAACUGUGGUCCCCUGGCCCCAGGUCUUCGCAAAAUGCGAAUUAUUGCUUCAGGGCUCCUGGCCUGGAAAAUGUGGGGUGUAGGAGUGAUGGCACUAGCUUCGGGGCUUCUGGAAGCUAAUUUGGCAUGGCCUUCUCCCUUUUGGUUCUUUUUCCUGUGCUCCUGCUGCUUCAGAAGACCUAGGCAGGCAGGGUGGAUCCUGUCAAAGGGCCUUUCCGGUUGUGCAUUUAGGUGUCAAGUAAAGGGUCAGCCAGAAGAUGGAAGUGAGAGGAAGCCCUCUUUCUUCUGGAAGCAGCCCUCUGAGCCAGCUUAGGGAAGUUUAAUCUUCUGCCCACGAGGCUUCUUCAGUCAGGGAGCCUGCCCUGGUUUCUUCCCAUUGCUCAUUAGGAACCAGCUGCCCAGCUUCUCCCUGUGCCCUGCUCUGGUGCCUGGUAAAAAGGGCCCAGCAUAAGCAGAAGUCUGAUCAAGAACAACAGAGCAACGCUCUCUGGAGUGUGAGGAUGCAUCUGCGGGACCAGAAGCAAAACAUGGGACUUUUUGGCCCUAUACUGUUAGACACUGUGUCCUUCCCCCAGGCUCCCCAGUGCAGCCUCAGAUUUCCAUUAGCCCUGAGUUAGCUUCUCCAAGCCCCUUGUUCCCUCCUGUAAAUGCUGCUGUUGGGAGAUUUCCAACUCUCUUUUGGCAGCAUACCUCCCCUUAUAUGCAGGUAUUUGCUGGGAAGAGCAUGAUCUGGUGUCUUCUGUUUAAUUUUCCUAGAAGUUGUCACCACUCACAAAUGUCAUUAUUUAUAUUGUGCUGCUGUCUGUCUGCUGUGAGCCCCUCAGCUGCACACACACUGGCCAGGUGUAUGUGAAUGUGUGGUGUGUCUUAGCUCAGAACCCACAGCUCACGCCCUCCCUUUCUGCCCCUCACCUCUCCAGCCAAAUUCAUUGGCUGGUGCUCACUGCUUCCUCUACCCUCGUGAAAGGUACACUUCGCUAUUUUUUCAGUUGUCUUUAAGUGAUGAUCCCAGAAAGGAGCCUUAGGAAAUCUGUCCCCCUUCCCUGUUCUCCUGGCUUACUUUUUUCUUCAUAAAUGUCUCCCUUCCGAAAUUGUAGCAUAUCAUCUUUGUUUAACACUACAUAUUCACCGCAUGUUUUUUAGAAGUGCAAAAUCUCACUUUAUGUCUGUUUACAGCUCUCUCUGUUCACUCAUCACUCACAGCCAAGGGGUCCAUAUCAGUGGGUUUUAUUUCGUAGCUGAUUGGGUGUUAAGGCAGGCCCCAGCAUCGGCCCUGAUCGGAACACAAAGCUACUUCCUGACAUCAGAGACACAAAGUGCCAGUGGCACGAUGUGAUUAGGGAGUUGGCUCCAAGUCUGCCUUAGAAUUAAAUUUUCCGAAGUACUUUACAAAUCUCCAAGACCAUUAGGGGAAAAGGAGAGGGUGUGGUUUGUCUUUGAAAUCAUGGUCAGUACUUUUAGACAAUUUAAUUAGUCCUGCUGUUUGCAAGGCUAUUUGCUUUGACAGCAUCAGCUUGUCAUAUUUCUUCCCUGUUCUUUGUACCACUGGGCCAUUCUCAGGUGCUGAUAUGUGGUUACCAGAGUGGGGAGUGGGGGAUGAGGGCGCAGGGUGCCUAUUUUAAGCCGUGUUCUUUUGUUUAAACAGGGUGAUGCUGGGGAAGCUGUUUUGUUUUAGUGAACAAUAAAAUUAUGUAACUCUCUUGUAAACCAUGUCAAUGAAUGUGUGAAUAAGAUGAAUAUGAGAAACUGCCAUCCCCAGGUCUUGGUAACCAGACAGUACUGCGUAUAUUAUCCUGUGUAUGUGCCUACAUGGAUGUCUAUUUCUCGCAUGGUAUGUAUAGAGAUGUAGACCAUGCAGGAGCUCACAGAAGAAAUUGUUUUGGGUUCUGCACAUGGAUUAUGUGUUAAACUUUUCUUUUAUCAAUAAAUGAGUUUUAUUUUUUA
Messenger RNA from Ailuropoda melanoleuca (giant panda), 5642 nucleotides. It is a transcript of the gene SLC36A1, whose product is annotated as solute carrier family 36 member 1. Bases 358 to 1788 code for a protein of 476 amino acids. Lineage: Eukaryota; Metazoa; Chordata; Mammalia; Carnivora; Ursidae. Gene Ontology annotation, cellular component: vacuolar membrane. Gene Ontology annotation, biological process: L-alanine transport; proline transmembrane transport; glycine transport. The transcript has 12 exons. The record is from RefSeq and is a predicted model, not a curated record. Gene Ontology annotation, molecular function: L-alanine transmembrane transporter activity; glycine transmembrane transporter activity; amino acid:proton symporter activity.